This is a messenger RNA of Artibeus jamaicensis (Jamaican fruit-eating bat), 6936 nucleotides long. It is a transcript of the gene ADCY1, whose product is annotated as adenylate cyclase 1. Gene Ontology annotation, molecular function: adenylate cyclase activity. Gene Ontology annotation, biological process: cAMP biosynthetic process; intracellular signal transduction; adenylate cyclase-activating G protein-coupled receptor signaling pathway. Gene Ontology annotation, cellular component: plasma membrane. Bases 1698 to 4421 code for a protein of 907 amino acids. The record is from RefSeq and is a predicted model, not a curated record. The transcript is spliced from 20 exons. Lineage: Eukaryota; Metazoa; Chordata; Mammalia; Chiroptera; Phyllostomidae.
AGAAACCAGUGGCGAGGGAACUGGGCGACUUUCCUGAGGCCAGUGAAGACGGUGGCUCCCAUGUGGCACCCCUGCCCCUGCCCCCUCCCCACUGCCCGCAGUGCUCGCCUGCUGAGAGCACCCUCCCCGAGCACCCAGCCUCGCCCACACCUGCUGGCAGGUGGCCUCUCCCUGUGUUGUCUCCCUCAUCCCUGCGGGCGCCCCCCCCUUGGGGCUGUGUGAGUGGAGGUUGCUGGGGAGCAGGUGAGCAGCAGUCUCCUGGGGGCGGGGUGAUGAGGUGCAGGGAAGCCCCUGAGUGUGCGAAUACAGGCACUAAUUGGGGGAGACGCCCCCCUUGCCCACUGGACACUGAUCCUUGGGCAGGUCAUGGGGCUCCCUCUCCAGGCGAGCGGCUUAGACAGUGUUCGCUGGGUGGCAGGUGCUCAGGGCCCACCCGGCUGGAGUGGAGGGAAGGUGGGAUGCAGGUGGGUGUGCGGCAUGACAAGGUUGGGCUCCCAGCUGACCCGCCCCAACUCAACCAGCGAUUUCCCCCUUGACCACACUGUCCUGCUUCCCCCAACCCUUGUGCCCCCUCCCUGGUCUGUCCCUCAGCCACUCUGUCCCACUCCGACCUCAGUGGAGUCCAUUGUGUUUGGCCCCCACAGCUAGCUUCCUGCCCCCGUGUGGUCCCCUCAACCCCUGACAACCUCCCUAAGAGGACUGGAUGGGAGCCACAGAGGCCAGGUCGCUGGGGGUGCGGAGGGCCCUCCCCCAUUCCUGCCCCUCUGGCCAGCCGAAGUCCUGCUUUCUGGAAAGGCCACGGCUGCCCGGCCCAGGAUGGACUGGGCUCCUCCACCUGAUGGUGCCCACCCGAGGUGAUGACAGCUGAGAGUGCCAGGCCAGGGCCCUCGGGCACCAGGGUGCUGGGCAGGGAGCCAUCUUGGGGGAGGGGUUGCUGCUGCCUGGCAGGAGGACCGAGGUACCACGUGUCGUGCGUUCUGCGUGUUCAAGACGUUAAGUGGAGGCUGGGAGCCGAAAUGGUCACAUGUCCCCUGGGAAGAUGUGCUAUCUGAGUGGAAUGUGUCCCACUGGGCACCGUAAGCCCGCUCAGCACAGUUCAAAUAUUGACUCUGCAAAAUGCGCUUUAUUGUCUCAUCCGUGCUGGCCUUCCACCUGCCACCAGUGCCUCCGAAAACGACUGGCUUCAGCGUGUGUCCAAACACAGCAGAUGGCUGGUCUCAGCACGAAGAUCUCCCCUGGUCACGGGGACCCAGGCCUCCGGCACAGCCGCCAGCUUGGCUGGCAGUGCCAGGAACCAGCCUCACGGUGGCUCCCUGGCACCCAGCUCCAGAUCUAAACCCGAUGCCCAUGCGGAGAGUCCAGCUGGGAGUCAGUGCUUGGGGUUAGAGGGACUGGAGGUGUCUGAAGCCACAGGGAAGGUGACCAGGGUCUGCUAGAGAGGACAGGGUCUUGCGGGGGUGUUCAGGGUCAAGGGGGCCACUGCUGUGUGUCCAUUUGUGGGGGUAGCUGGCCCUCUGGCUGGCAGAGGGUGUUUGUGCGGCGGUCUCCAGGAGACUCCCUCUCAUGUCUGUCUGAGGUGGGCAGGCCUGUGCUCCGCUCUGGCAGGGUCCAGACCCAGCUGGCUCUGUCUAGCUCGCUGAUGACAACCCCCCACACCACAGCUUGGCGCCAACGCCCUGCUCUUCGUGGGCGUGAACAUGUAUGGGGUGUGCGCCAGGGUCCUGGCCCAGCGCUCCCAGCGGAGGGCCUUCCUGCAGGCGCGGACCUGCAUCGAGGACCGGCUGCGGCUGGAGGACGAGAACGAGAAGCAGGAGCGGCUGCUCAUGAGCCUUCUGCCCCGGAAUGUUGCCAUGGAGAUGAAGGAGGACUUUCUGAAGCCCCCUGAGAGGAUUUUCCACAAGAUUUACAUCCAGCGGCAUGACAACGUGAGCAUCCUCUUCGCGGACAUCGUGGGCUUCACGAGCUUGGCGUCGCAGUGCACGGCCCAGGAGCUGGUCAAGCUGCUCAAUGAGCUCUUCGGCAAGUUUGAUGAGCUGGCCACGGAGAACCACUGCCGGCGCAUCAAGAUCCUCGGGGACUGCUACUACUGCGUGUGCGGCCUGACCCAGCCCAAGAGCGACCACGCCCACUGCUGUGUGGAGAUGGGCCUGGACAUGAUUGACACCAUCACGUCCGUGGCUGAGGCCACUGAGGUGGACUUGAACAUGCGUGUGGGGCUGCACACAGGCCGGGUGCUCUGCGGUGUCCUGGGCCUGCGCAAGUGGCAGUACGACGUGUGGUCCAACGACGUGACCCUGGCCAAUGUCAUGGAGGCUGCAGGCCUGCCUGGGAAGGUGCACAUCACCGAGGCGACGCUGGCAUGCCUGAAUGGCGACUACGAGGUGGAGCCCGGCCACGGGCAGGAGAGGAACAGCUUCCUGAAAGCGCACAACAUUGAGACCUUCUUCAUCGUGCCCUCACACCGGCGCAAGAUAUUUCCAGGGCUGAUCCUCUCAGAUAUCAAGCCAGCGAAGAGGAUGAAGUUCAAGACCGUGUGCUACCUGCUGGUGCAGCUCAUGCAGUGCCGCAAGAUGUUCAAGGCGGAGAUCCCCUUCUCCAACGUCAUGACGUGCGAGGACGAUGACAAGCGUCGGGCCUUGAGAACAGCUUCGGAGAAGCUCCGGAACCGCUUGUCCUUCUGCACCAACGCUGUCCACGCUGCCCCGGGCACCCGGGUCAACAGGUACAUCGGCCGCCUCCUGGAAGCCCGCCAGACGGAGCUGGAGAUGGCGGACCUGGGCCUCUUCACGCUCAAGUAUAAGCAGGCUGAGCGGGAGCGGAAGUACCACCAGCUGCAGGACGAGUCCUUCACCAGUGCCGUGGUGCUCGCCCUUGUCCUGGCCGCCCUGUUUGGCCUCGUCUACCUUCUGAUAAUCCCGCAGAGUGUGGCUGUCCUGCUUCUGCUGGUGUUUUGCAUCUGCUUCCUGGUGGCCUGUGUCCUAUACCUGCACAUCACCCGGGUCCAGUGUUUCCCAGGCUGCCUGACCGUCCAGAUCCGCACUGCGCUGUGUGUGUGCAUCGUCGUCCUGGUCUACUCUGUGGCCCAGGGAUGCGUGGUGGGCUGCCUGCCCUGGGCUUGGAGCUCCAGUCCCAACGGGUCCCUGGUGGUCCUGUCGCCCAGAGGCCGGAACCCAGUGCUGCCCGCAUCGCCCUGCGAGGCGGCGCCCCAUGCUCUGCUCUGCGGCCUUGUGGGUGCGCUCCCGCUCACCACCUUCUUGCGGGUCCCAUCUCUGCCCAAACUGACCCUGCUGGCCGUGCUCAGCAUGUCCCAUGUCCUGGUGCUGGAGUUCAGCGGGCUCUCCAGGGCCGUGGGGGGUGAUGCCGGCUCCGCACGCAGCUUCGAGCCAAUUCUGGCGAUCCUGCUGUUCUCGUGCGCGCUGGCCCUGCAUGCCCGGCAGGUGGACGUCAAGCUGCGGCUGGACUACCUGUGGGCUGCGCAGGCGGAGGAGGAGAGGGAUGACAUGGAGCGAGUGAAGCUGGACAACAGAAGGAUCCUCUUCAACCUCCUGCCGGCCCACGUUGCCCAGCACUUCCUUAUGUCCAACCCCCGGAACAUGGACCUCUACUACCAGUCGUACUCCCAGGUGGGUGUCAUGUUCGCGUCCAUCCCCAACUUCAAUGACUUCUACAUCGAGCUGGACGGCAACAACAUGGGGGUGGAGUGUCUGCGGCUGCUCAACGAGAUCAUCGCUGACUUCGAUGAGCUCAUGGACAAGGACUUUUACCGGGACCUGGAGAAGAUCAAGACCAUUGGCAGCACCUACAUGGCUGCGGCAGGGCUGGCGCCUGCAGCCGGGGCCAAGGCUAAGAAGUCCAUCUCCUCCCACCUCAGCACGCUGGCGGACUUUGCCAUUGAGAUGUUUGGCGUCCUGGACGAGAUCAACCGCCAGUCCUACAAUGACUUUGUGCUCCGUGUGGGCAUUAACGUUGGCCCUGUGGUGGCCGGUGUGAUCGGGGCUCGCCGGCCGCAGUAUGACAUCUGGGGAAACACUGUGAAUGUGGCCAGUCGGAUGGACAGCACCGGUGUCCCCGGUAGGAUCCAGGUGACCGAGGAGGUGCAGCGGCUGCUCAGGCAGGGCGCCUACCAUUUCCUGUGCCGUGGCAAGGUCAGCGUCAAGGGCAAGGGCGAGAUGCUGACCUACUUCCUGGAAGGCAGGAUUGACACAAAUGGCUCUCACACCAGGUCCCUGAACUCUGAGCAGAAAAUGUGUCCUUAUGGGAGAGCCAGCUUCCAGACCAGACUGGCUUCGGGCCAACCCCCUGUGGCCCCCAUGGUCGGCCACCCAGUUGGAGGUGGGCUGGGGGCUGGGCAGGGCUUAGGGCUCGCUGCCCGGCCUCCUGACCCACCCCCACCCCCAGGAGCAGCUGGGAAAGAGGCUUAGUGGAGCCCUGCUGGCCGCUGGGGGCGCAGGGCCAAUGCCCAGGGCUUCCGUUACUUCAGAACCAGCCCGGCCAGCAGCCAGGCUAGGGAAGUGGCCAGCCCCACUGGCGCAGACAAGCAGACACGGGGCUACUCCAUCCUGUCCUCGUGGCGGGGGAGGGUGGGGCUGGCUGCCCAAGUUGGGCAGGUGAGUGCAGGGCUGCAGGCUCCCAGGAGAGCAGGCCUGCAGGAGCCCAGAGUGGCUGGGAAUGAGGCCUGGGACCAGACCCAGAGCUGCUGGGCCCUGGACGGACGGCUUGGGGAGACUGAGGAGCCUGGGCCCGGGCCCAGGGUGGAGGCUGCUGGCUCUCUUCAAGAGUCACUUUUUGCCAAGAACCAGAGGGCGGUCCCCUGCGGCCACAUCCCUGCCUUGUGACCAGUGCGUCCCGGUCAUGUGGGCUGUCUCCCAGCUCUGUCCUGCUCACCGUGCCGGUGGGUUGGCAUGGCCCCACUUUCCGAGUGGCCUCUUGGGCUCCUGCACGUGGACUGGGGUGCGCAGCCUCUCUGACUGUGUAAACAAGUGGAGCCCACAGCCUAAGGAGCUUCCUUGCCCGAAGGUGUUUCUAUGGUGGAACCAGCCCCGGGACGUGGUUUCAGUGUCUACAGCCAUAAAACUGGGUCCCCACCGUGGCCAGCAGGGGCAGCGACAUCUUCCAGGAAGUAGGUGGGUCUGUGGGUGUGGGACGAGGUCUCCUGCUCGGGGAGGCCGUGACCCCCCAACCCCACAGCACAGAUGGGGCCAGGCCGUGUAGGUAUGCAGCAGCACAGGGUGGGGACCACCUUUCUCUGGGCAAAGCUGGUGGGGGGACAGGACGUGGCCCCUGAGAUGGCAUGUGGCCUCCAGUGGGAGGGUGCUUUGCAGAGGGGGUUGAGGGUGCAGCCAUACAGUUCGGAGAGCCCCACUCUCCAAGGGGGCUCAUUCGACCUUGUGUCCCCUUAGAGGUUGGAGAGGUCAGCAGAGUUGUCAGGACAGGUCAAAGAUGAGUGGAUGCAGAGGGUGGGAGGUGAGGAUGCCCCAACCACUCUCAUCGGGGCAGCGGAGGUCACCCCCCAACCCAGUGAGUGGGGGCAGGGCACCCUAGUAAGCGCUGUACAAGGGACACAUCAGAAGUCCUAUGAGACUCUCAAGUGUCACCUCGCAGGGCAGGGCCCCAGGCCACAGACCACCCCUGAGUACUCUGGAGCUCGAGGUCCCCGGGAGCCACCCCUCAGCCAUCGGCAAGGCCACCUGCUUCCUGGGACACGGGGCCAGCAGCCACACCUGCGCUGGGGAGCGCAGGAAGCACCUCCUUCUCGUUCAUGAUAAGACUGUUGUGUUGCCUUAUUUAUUUUUAAUUUUGUACAAUAUCCAUGCACAAAUGUUAGGGCUUUGAGUGGGACCCUCCAACACUCAGCCACUCUGUAAAUAGUGCGCUGGGAGCUGGCGCCGCCCGCCCAUCCCCCCAGAAUGGAGGAGAGCCACCCAGUGCGUUUCCAGCACAUCGUGCCCCGCUUGGCAGUGCUCUGCCCUUUGGAGCACACCCUGCCCUCGUGUGACCCCCGCAUGCCCGUGCUCCCCCUCAGUAGAGCAGAACACAGCCCCGAACUUCCAAAUGCUUCCAGGGACUGUCGGCCCCAGGCUGGCCCCUCUACGACUUCUGUGCCGCAGACCCGGCUGGCUGCACCUGACCUGUCCACCAGCCCCAAAGCCACCAGGGCUGCCAGGCGCCUGGUGCCGCAGAAGCAAUAAUUGUAUCUAAAUGCAGAGACAAGUGAGGCCUGAGCAGACCACUGGUUCAGAGAUAGGCUGCGUGCGUGAUUCAGCCCGGGCGUAGGGUGCCAUGGGACGACACCCCCGCCUCCUGGCCGGCCCUGUGCACCCAGCUCAGGCAGCCCCUCUCUGGGGCUGGCUGUGUGCACCGGGAUUGGGACCCCCUGCCGAGUUGUCCUGGGGCUGUCGCUCUGGCCAGGACGCCAGUCUCCUGUGAUAAACAGGCUGCUGUGGGCCCUGGGCGUGGACAGCACCCGCCAGCCUCCUGACCCCACAUUCCCAUCCCCUCAUAGAGUACCAUGCUGUCCUCACGGCCACCUUGAAGCAGCCUCCUGCUUCUACUGCCACUCCGGCAGGACGGGUGGUCAGCCUGGACUUUGGGAUUUUCCCGGGACCCGUCUUGGUUUCAGCGUGCGCCCCCUCCUUCUGUACCGGGAGUUGCCGUGACCCCGAGGGACAGGUCCUGCCUGAGACACUCGAGUGUGGCUUGUGAAGCAGGUGCUGCCCAGGCGUGUGUCCUACUGAGCGGUGCCUGUCACAGGGACAGACACCACACCUGAGUGCAUCGCGGAGCAGAUGGGGGGACCACAAGGUCGCUUUGGCACUUUUGAUCCUGAAAAUGUGCAGACCUGCACGUUCUACGUCAGUGACCCCCAGAAAUGGACUUGCCCUGUUUUGUAAUGGUUUCCAUUAACAAACAAACAAACAAACAAACAAACAAACAAAC